Messenger RNA from Hyposmocoma kahamanoa, 810 nucleotides. RefSeq names its product endochitinase A-like. The transcript is spliced from 2 exons. The coding region runs from base 1 to 810 and encodes 269 amino acids. Lineage: Eukaryota; Metazoa; Arthropoda; Insecta; Lepidoptera; Cosmopterigidae. The record is from RefSeq and is a predicted model, not a curated record.
AUGUCUCCACUGUCUGAGCCACAUAUUAGAGGCGCAGCGGUCUACAGGUCUACACCAUCACCGUCGCCGUCGCCGUCGCCAUCGCCGUCAUCGUUAUCGAGGUGCUCGACCCAGCCGCACUCGAGCCAACACCGGGCCCCUCCCCGGCCCGAACCGCGCCCGCGGCCCAAGAAGACGGCCAAGAAGAAGGCCCCCUCGCCGAAUGCUGCUGCCGCCCCUCCUGCGGCGACCAAGAAGAAGGCUUCCCAGCCGAAGGCUGCUGCCGCCCCUCCUGCGGCAGCCCUCGCCGCCUCUGGUGCGGCGGCCUCAACGGCCACCAACCAGGCGGAAACGCCCUGGUCGCAAGUAAUUGGCCGCAGGGCCAGGAAGGGCAAAAAGACAGCUGCCGGCCCCCAGGCGGCACGGGGCUCCGCCAAAGCGACCCCCAGGACGGCCCCCAAACACAGGGCGCUCGCCACCCAGAAAUCAUCGGCGGUGGUGAUCACCCUGAGGCCUGAAGCGGUGGCGGAAAAGGGGGCCACGUACAAAGGGGUCCUCGAGGCGGCGACCGCGGCUGUGGGCUUGGGCAGCCUCGGCAACCCGCACGUGCGGGUGGGGAACAACCAGACAGGUGCCCGCAUAAUCGAGGUGCCCGGGGCGAAGGCCGUGCAGCGGUGGGAAGGCCGACACCCUGGCGGCCAAGCUGGAGGAGGUGAUCGGGGGGCUGCGGCAGUAACGCGGCCAACCAAAACCGCCGAUAUGAGGGUCACCGGCUUAAACGAGUCGAUGACCCCAGAGAAGAUCCGGACCGUGGUGGCCGCGAAGGGCUAA